GUCCAUGACGUGUGAGUGUGUAUGUCGGUGUGUGAGAAUGUAUCUGUGUGACAGAAAGUGUGUGAGUGUGAGACAGCGAGCGCGUGUGCCGCCGGUCAACAGGUAAGACCGUGAUAGGAGAGCGUGACAAACCCGGACGCGUCGGAGCGAGUCGGAGCGGGUGGGUCUGUGUAAACCCGGACGGAGUCGGUUGGUCUGAAUAAACCUGGAGACGGCGGAGCGGGUCAGUCUGUGUAACGCCGGGCGGAGCGGGUGAGUCUGUGUAAAGCUGGACGGAGCGGGCUGGUCUCUGUAAACCCGGACUGUGGCUUGCCGGGGAAAUGCUCUGCUUAUUUCGCUGCUACGCACCGGGGAAAUUGAAUGCGCUCCACGGCCGGGUGAUGCGCGCUGCAAAGCUGUGAAGAAUGGUGCGUUUCCUGGGUCUGCUUCGGAUGCCGAGCUGCGGGGAUUAAGCAGCCUGCGAGGUGUCACUUACACGCUCCCCAUUUCUCCAGCCGGCUGCACCGCUUUGUCUUGUGAGAUUUGUAGGAAGGGCCAACCUCCUCCAUUUGGCAGCCGGAACACGAUUGGCGGCCGUUAGGCCCUCCCUUGGUGAGCAGAGACAGACGGAUGAGAGGUUGAGGGCUGCGGACAUGAGAGCGGGAAGGACGUGGCUGCUCUGGCUGGCUGCGGCUGCCACACUCUACCUCCUGGGUGAGUGGAGGCCUCCUUCUGCCUCGGCUGCCACACUCUACCUCCUGGGUGAGUNGAGGCCUCCUUCUGCCUCGGCUGCCACACUCUACCUCCUGGAAUACACCCAUGAUACAGAGGCCAUGGUUCAUGCCAGGGUGGCUGGGGCAGCAGACCUCGCAUGCAACUCUGGAGUCCCCAGUUUGACCAGUGAUGCUUCCUCUGGCCGGAGCCCACCCCCUGUAGACCCCACCCCCUUGCACGUGGUGGAAUGGCUCCGGCAGGGAUACAAUGUUCCCAUACUCAUCAAAUUCGGGGUCCACGCACCCCGUGUGCACCCCGACUAUGAGGGUCGUGCUACCCUGACCCAUUUGAACUCUCUGAGGGUGGACCAUCUUCGCCUACAGGAUGAGGGCUGGUAUGAGUGCCGUAUCCUGCAACUGGACAGACUUGCAGAGGACUCUCGCAAUGGCUCCUGGAUCUUCCUGUCUGUUGCAGCUCCGCCCGUGUUCAUCAAGACUCCACCCCCCUCCCUGGAGGUCCUGCAGGGCGAUUGGCUGUCCCUCGCUUGCAGCGGCCAUGGCAACCCCACCCCAGCUGUCACCUGGAGGAAAAGCCACACGGCAGCUGAUGGAAGCGCAACACAGGAUGCGCCUUUAAAUGUGUCCAACGGAACCUUGUCUUUCGGGGCUGUGUCCCGGGCCAUGGCCGGGGAGUACACAUGCAUUUUGGCCAACAACGAGGGCCAGCUGAGCCACUCCACGCACCUGAGGGUCAAAGGUCCCCCAGUCAUCAUAACUCCACCUGAGGACACAGCUCUUAACAUGUCCCAGGAUGCAUUGCUGCAGUGCCAAGCAGAGGCCGACCCCCCCAACAUGACCUACGUAUGGCUGAAGCAGGAUGUGAACGUCUACCACGUUGACUCUCUCAAGUCACGCGUGAAGAUCUUGGUGGAUGGAACCCUCCUAAUACAUAACCUCCUCCCAGAGGAUGCUGGGAACUACACCUGCAUGCCGACCAAUGGACUGCUGACAGCACCCACUGCUUCUGCCUACCUCACUGUAAAGCAUCCUGCACAGACACUGUGGAUGCCCAGGGAGACCUACCUCCCCACCGGAAUUGGGGGGCGCAUUCCCUGCCCUGUGCGAGCUGAACCCCCACUGCUUUAUGUGAUCUGGACUAAGGAUGGGGAGCCCCUGGACUUGGAGUUGUUCCCUGGCUGGACACUGGACUCUGAGGGCGCUGUCCUGAUUGCUGCAGCCAAUGACAAUGCACUGGGAGUGUAUGCCUGUACCCCCUAUAACAGCUACGGGACGAUGGGCCAAUCGGAUCCCACCACCACAGUCCUGCAGGACCCCCCCACAUUUUCAGUCAGCCCCCAGGAGGAGUACAGACAGGAGGUCGGCAGAGAGCUGGUCAUUCCCUGCCAGGCAGAUGGAGACCAAUAUGUGAACAUAACCUGGAGGAAGGUCGGAUCCAGCCCCCGUUCUCCAUAUAUUGUGGCAACCAACGGCUCCCUGGUGCUGCGACCACUCAGCAAGGACCAUCAGGGGGUGUGGGAAUGUAGUGCCGCUAAUCGUGUGGCUGCUGUUACCACGGUGACAGAGGUCUUCGUGCUGGGCACCAGUCCUCAUGCUGUAAGCUCAGUGUCCGUCGUUCCCGGGACUGAUCGAGCCAACGUGUCCUGGGAGCCUGGCUUUGACGGCGGCUUCGUCCAGAAGUUCACUGUUUGGCUAAAGCAGGGCUCCACAGGGAGGCAGGAGUGGACUUCACUACCCGCUUCCUCAUUCACGUCCAGCUUGUUGGUCUUGGGGCUUCUGUCUGGCACCAGCUACCAGUUCAGUGUGCUGCCUCAGAACCAGAUGGGAACAGGACCAUUCAGCGAGAUUAUCACCGUCAGAACUCUGGUCCCUAUUGCAGAUCCUCCCUUAGUGCGGGCUAAAAUUCCAAACUUAGCACCACCUACAUCACUCGUAGCCAAUCGGAGCUCAUCGGGACUUGUCCUACAAUGGUCACCACCAAUUCCCCAGUAUCCACCAAUCAGCGGCUUUGUCCUUCAAGCCCGGCAUGAUGAAGGGGAUUGGCUAGUUCUGGAAAGGGAUAUCAGUCCCAAUGCAAGCGAGUUGCUGGUGCAAGGAUUGCUUAAGGACUGCAACUAUGAGCUCAGGAUGUUUUCUCGGCAAGAUGAGCUGGUGGGGGAGCCCAGCGUGUCAGUCAACAUCUCCACCAGGGGAAUGGAGGCAUACCCAGCAGAACACGAGGUCCGCGACCUCGUUCCAGAGCCACUGCUGGCUGGUGUAGCUGGAGGUGUGGUUUUCCUUUGUGUAGCUAUUCUCUUCUCCCUGGGGAUGGCUUGUGCAGUGAGAACCAGGAGGAAAAGGCGGCGGAGGAAGAGGCGGGAAGAUCUUCAGAUAGCCCUGCACAAGAGUCAGCUUGCUGAGAGUAGUUUGUCCCGGCAAAGUCCAGAUAGCAUCCUGAAGAUGAAGAUGUCCCCAGGCACCAUCUCCCAUCCAGGUUCUUCGCCCUCCCAGUCUCACUGCUUUUCUUUCGACAAGAUCACUUGUGAAUUCCAAGACCACAAGCAGGACCAGCGCCUCCUCUCCAGCCCUCCACCUCGCUAUACUUUUCCGCAAAGCCCCCCAAUUGGAUUGUGUUCCUCCGCUACCCUGGAGUCCAUCUCCAGAGGUCCAGAUGGCCGAUUUGUUCUCCAUCCCUUAGAGAAUAGCCCCCCCGACACACCUGAGGAUAAGCAAGAUCUGAGGGCAGACUUCACACAAAGCUCUGAUGCAGGCAGCAGCCAUGCAUCUCAGCUAGACUCUCUAAAGUCAGACUCCCCACGGUCAGAGAAGGAGCAGAGGAAAAAGACAUCUCCCAUUUUCACUGUGGAUUUGCCUGUGCCAGUGGGUCGAGUGCGAGGCCUAGCCAGGAACUUCUCUGAACAUGCACGCUUAUACCAAGACCAUAAGCAAGGCUUGACUGAGGGAUUGCUGGAGCAGUCACACUCCGAGGGCAAAGAGGACCGCGUUCGGGAUUAUGUGGAGCAUCUCCGGGAGGUCAUCCCGGACCUGAGCAGACUGGAGAAGGACCCUGUGUACCUACCUCUGGAAAGGGAUGGUCGACUCACUGCCACGAGCACUCUGGUGAUGCAGAUGGAGCAUGAACGAGAAAGGGGAAACCUUGCCAAAUGUCUGAAACUGGCACGUGAGAGGGAGGAGCUGGAGCGUGAGCUGGAGCAGUACACAAGCAGCCUGAGGGUCCGAGCCUGGCAGAGUGACUCACCGGACCAGCAGCCAAUAUGGAAACGACGCAAUGCCACCCUUCCUCGCAAGAGUAAGCCUGCCUUUCAUCUGGGAAGCACAUGCAACACUCUGGGGAAGAAAGUGUCUUCUGCAUACCUGCUGCAAGAUGUUACUCCCCUUACCUCAUUCACCAGUCUGGUUCCUGUCCAGAGCUCCAUGGAGAAAGCCAGACCUUUUAAGCAGCUGCUAAGGACACAACCACAAGGGGAUGACACUGAUUGGGAGGGCUUAUCUCAGUCCUCCUUCUCUAAGCGGACCUCUCCCUCCCACCGCUUACCUAUUUGUGAUACUGCUGUCCUUCUGCCUGAGUACUUCAGCAGCAGACAGAGGUGUCCAAAUGAAAACUAUAGCUAUGGGUGGAAGGAAGAAGCUGAACACUGUGAUGAUAGUGCCAAUACAGGCACCCAGCCUGCUGAGCUAGGACCAAUUUAUAGUUCCCAGCAAUCAAACUUCAAACCAAAGUCUACCACAGACAGAUUUAACAUGGACAAAGAAUCGGACUCAGGUCCACUGUGGAAUCAGUUGAGCCCUUACCCAGAGCCUUCCCCUCCAAAAUCAAUUCUGGAAUACCUGAACCUCCCAGGGUUUGUAGAGAUGAGUGUUGAUGAACCAGUAGCAGAAUCAGACACUGCCACCUCCAAAAACUGCUGUCCUUCCUUGGACCAGGAAUGUUGGACAUCCCUGCAAGGUGAACCAGAUGUGGUUCCGAAGGAUUGGAGUACUUAUACACAGGACAGUCCUAUCAGAGACACAGACCAAAUAGGGGAUAUUUUACCAAGUGGAAAUUCUCAAAUUUCCAAAAUUCAGGGUAGUGAGUUACCCUCCAGGAUAUGCAUAUCACCAGUGUCAUUUUUGAAGGAAUCAGUAAUAUUAGAUCAGUUUGGUCCUGAGAAAUGUUCAUCGAAAAAAUCUGCCUCUCAAGAAUUUCUAGACCCAAAUGCUUGGAUUGACUCUUUGAAUCAGAGCCAAGCUUGUGCAUCUCCAUUCUCAUCCAGGUCAGUCACUGAUUUACACAGGCAGCCAGAAUGUUCCACAUCCACAGACCAACAAUCAUCAAACCACAGUCAACAGGCCACCCUUUUCUCUGAUGCUUCCAAGUGGCCCACAUCUUACCAGGAGGCUCUGACAUCUGUGCACCACAAACUGACCCCACUCAGAUCUUCAGUCUCCCUUGGCUCCUCCAGGCUAAGCACAGAGAUGGGUCGACUGAGACCUCGAGAUGCUGCAGUUAAGCCAACAAAAGCUUUCCGGCCAACGGGAUACAGCUUACCAUCACGGGGGCAAGUCUUCUUCCAUCAAAGAGACUCUGAAAGUGAAGGAGAAGAGGUACGGGAGCAGGGGAUGGAGCUGGAGAUCGAGAUUGGGGGCCGCAAAGAGGACAAGGAAGAACGGGAUAGCUUUGCCAGUCAGAGUAGUGGUAGGGGCAGCUUGGGGCCCACCGGCACCCAGCCUGUCUCUCCAACGCCAACCCAACCUGGCUGUGUUGGUAUCCCUGGCCAGGGAAAAGGACUUAUGGAGCAGCUGGGUAUGCAGCCUAAGAGCAGAGGGAGAAGGACUUCAGGAGAUGAAAGCUAUGAAUGGGACUCAACUGACUCCUGUCCAGAAUCCAUCAUCACGAAGACAACAGGGCUUAGCUACAUGAAGGACAGCAUGGCAGAUGGACAGGAGCCGAAGAUGACCACCCGCCCCCAUGCCGCCAUGGACUCCCAGAGCAAAUUAAGCAGUCGUGCAGGAACCCAUGGCCCUGAAGAACAUGCUUACACUCAACCAGACUACCACACCCUCCGGCGUGUCACACGGCGGCAAAACUCCUUUCCAGUGCAGAAUGAGCCCAGCACUGCAUCCUUUUGAGCACUGUGAUUUCCUGGACAGUCUUAAUUGACCUCCUUCCUGCACAACACCCUUUGCUCACUCAUUUCUUGGUCUGUUUCGACAUAAUCCCAUACUCUUUUGUGGUGUCUGCCUUUGUCCUGCUGUUUUGUUUUGUGUUGCUUCGAAUCUCCAUGUUAACUAAGUUUUAUUUACUUUGGUUGUUUCAAAACAGGGAACAAGUGGGCCCUGUGACAACUGAUUCAUCUGAUGGCAGAAUUUAAUGUCACCAGGUGGGGGUUAACUUGAUAGAGCCUCAGGGUACUGACUGAAUAGCUGUGCUAGAGAAAAGAGUGGAGUUAAGACCAGGGCUGUUGUACCAUGGCAUGCUCUGGAUCUCUUCGGUUAACCCAACAGUAUGGCAUUCACUGAUCUGGGACCCAUGUAAAGUGGAUACCUGUCCAAGAAAGAAGCUUUAUUUAGGCAAUUAAGAUAAAAUGGAAAGAGGGAGCAGUGUGAUGGUGCACUGGUUAGCAUGGUGACACAGCUCUGGGACCAGGGUUCAAGUCUUAGCCCUGGCUCUGUGUGUUACGCUUGCAUGUCCUCCCUGUGUCAUCAUGGGGCUUCCUCUGAGUUCUCCAGGUCCUGCCCCCACAGUCCAAAGACACGUUAAAGUUACCAAUCUGAGUGUGCGUUUGCAUGUUGGCACCCCAUCCUGGGUUAAUCCCUGCCUUGCACCCGUAGCUUACAGGACAGGCUGUAUGACCCUGAAUAGGACAAGCAGGGAUGGAGAAUGGGGGGGGGCUUUUGCCAGGGGCUGUUCAUCAGCACCACAUAAGCAAGAGCUUUGUGCCACCCUCAAAGCCUAAGGCCCUGGGAGUUCUCUGUUCUGUAAAACCACCCAGUCAUUAGCUCCCUUCCUGUUUUCCUCCUUCCUUACAUCCAUGUUUUUGUGCCUUGAAAAGUCCACAUGGUUCGACACACAGCCUAUUACGGCAAGCUGAUUUUGGUUGUUGACAUAAGUGUUGACAUCAACUCCAGAUUAAUGUUUUACCACAAUCCCCUUAAAUUUUAAUGUAUACCAUAGUAGAUGGUAAUGGAUAAUGUCAUGUGAUUAUAGAUGGUUCCUUUGUCUUUCUUCACUUCACUGCCACAAGCCACAGAGGUAUAAGCCCCUCAGCCUGUGCCAUAAAGGGCAAUAAACGGGAAGAGAGUGACCUUCAA
Messenger RNA from Paramormyrops kingsleyae, 7001 nucleotides. NCBI's taxonomy places the organism in Eukaryota, Metazoa, Chordata, Actinopteri, Osteoglossiformes, Mormyridae. The record is from RefSeq and is a predicted model, not a curated record.